AUGCCGAGGAAACUUUCUCUUGGUUGUGUUAGGGUUCUUAAACUGAAAGUGCAUUUUCAGACGAGCCGUCUUGUCUCUCUUAUUCUUUGUUUGAUUGCGAGCUCCCCUACCUUAGAGAUACUCGAAGUUCGGGUUCAUAUAAAAGAUUUGGUCAGUAACGGUAUUGAUUAUAAUGGACAAUUAUUUUCUAAAAACGGGGGGACACGGAAACUUUUGAAAUGUGCUCAGGGUGAGCAGUACAGAGGAUCGUUCACAGAUUCAGAUUUGUUUUCAAGAAAAAAUACGAAAAUGAAGGCUUGCAAAUGCACUUUCAAGAUUAUGGUUAAAUUAAUUGGGAACGCAUGGAUUAUUCUUACGAAGCCUCGGAUCUCGAGUAUGCACAAUCAUCCCUUAACUGUGUAUCCUGAGGGAUACCAUCAGAUGAGAGGACUGAGUGUUGCGGCUAAAUUGAUUGUGCGGGAUAUGAGUGCGGCACAAGCUAAGUCGCGAGCUAUUUUGGCGACUUUGCAAGAAACAAUUCCAUCUGACAACCCUACAAGAAGGCAUGUGUACAACUAUAGAGAUAAUUUGAGGAAGUCCAGCUUUGAGGAUAGAGAUGUGGUAGGUCAGUGUUAUCAUUUGGCUCAGACGCACAACUAUUUACAUUGGACGCUUGCUGAGGAGAGCACAGGUGUGACUAACAAGUACCACAUGCCUUUCUUUGAGAUUAUUGAGAUAACUCCUUCCAACAAGAACUUCUAUGUUUCAUAUGCAAUUAUGAAGUAUGAGACUGAUGGGAGCUACAGUUGGAUAUUGGAGAGGCUAAGGUUUUUGAUUGGCGACCACGUGCAGCCGACCGCUAUUCUUGCUGAUCGGGAGUUGGGGCUGCUUAGACCAGUGAAAGAGAUAUUCUCACAUACUUCUCAUCUACUUUGUACGUGGCACAUAAGUAAGGAUGUAGAAGACAUAGUUUCCAGAUUAUGUGGGAAAGACAGAGGAUUGACUGAAACUUUCAUGAAUACGUGGAAGAAAAUUAUUAAGGCUCAAACAGAUAAACAAUAUGAGGCAUCUUUGACCACCAUGAGAGAUCGGGUUAGAGCAUUUCCAGCAGUGAUACUAUAUAUUGAGCGGAUUUGGUUGAUGCACAAAGAGAAGUUCGUAUCAUGCUGGACGAACAAAGUCCUACAUUUUGGACACACCACUACGUCGAGAGUGGAGAGUGCACAUGCUCAGCUAAAAUAG
Messenger RNA from Mercurialis annua (annual mercury), 1221 nucleotides. RefSeq lists its product as uncharacterized. Lineage: Eukaryota; Viridiplantae; Streptophyta; Magnoliopsida; Malpighiales; Euphorbiaceae. The record is from RefSeq and is a predicted model, not a curated record. Bases 1 to 1221 code for a protein of 406 amino acids. Gene Ontology annotation, biological process: regulation of DNA-templated transcription. The transcript has 4 exons.